GGCUACAGCCUGAAGAACUUUUGUCCCUUCCUAAAUGCUUGCCAGCUUCACAAUGUUCUCCUCCUCUCUUUCCCACCUUCCUUCCGCUUCUUUUCUCCUCCCUCCAAAAAGCUAGCUAGGAAAGGAGCCACAAAGUUGCAGUCUUUUCUCCUCUCAGUAUCACAUUCCCCUCUGAGCUCGCUCCCCCUCCAUUUCCUUCGAAGGGGGUUGAGCCGUAGCUCAACAGAAGCCAGAGAUUAAAAAAAAAAAAUGGACAAGGCACUCACUAAAGUCGGCAGCUUGAAGCUUGGCAAUUCUUGGAUCUCGAAGAAAGCUAAGGAAGAGCUCACUAAUAUUAGUGAUGAUUUGACAACUUUCUCAAACACUGUUGAAGAGAAGGCCAAAUGGAUCUUCAACAAGCUGAAAGGAAAGCCAUUGAAGAGCUUGCCAGAUCUGCUGCGAGAGUACAACUUACCACCGGGUCUCUUCCCUCAGAACAUAACCUGUUAUGAAUUCGAUGAUGCCACGGCCAAGCUGGUCGUGCACUUGCCUGCUGCUUGCGAGUUGAGCUUCAAGGACUCUUCCGUGAUCAGGUACUCGACUCGAGUAAAAGCGAUCGUUGCAAAGGGGAAGCUCAAUGGCAUAGAGGGAAUGAAGACAAAGUUCCUGGUUUGGGUUAAGGUUUCCAAUGUGGCUGUUGAGGGCUACAAAUCUGAUAAGGUUUGGUUCACUGCUGCUGGAGUAAAGAAAUCUAGGCCAAGGAUUCAGUAUGACACCCCUCAGGCAGCCGUUCGGGUUCAGGAAUUCUGAAUCAUUGUUCAGUAAUGAUGUUGCCUUUUGGGAUCAAAUGUCCGAUGAGCUAUUUUUGUUGUUGUUCAACAGAGUUUUGCUUAGUCAAUCAAUGCUUCAAAAUAUGGUAAUAUGUUUGUCCACAAUGGACCCAUAUUUGUAAGUGUCCAGUUGGUUCUUAAUGGGUAUCUGUAGACAUUUGUAUGAUGAGAUGGUUCUGGAGUUAAAAGUAAGGCUAAACCCGCUCGCUUCUCCAACUUCUGCACUUUUGAACGAAAUGAGAUAUUUUCAACGAAUGCCCAUAAUUGAAUAGUAUGAAAAGGCUUGGCUAUGAA
Molecule: messenger RNA, 1103 nt
Organism: Linum tenue
Lineage: Eukaryota; Viridiplantae; Streptophyta; Magnoliopsida; Malpighiales; Linaceae
Source: the annotation of a GenBank genome assembly